GACGGGGUCUCCAAGAUGGUCAUCAGUUAAUCGGUUACGUUCGCUCGGUGCACCUCUAGCUCUAUCUGUUUCUGUGACCCCCAGUGAAGAUGAAACCCUUCGCCUUUGUCGUUCUGGCUGCUCUCAGCUUGGUCGUGGUCAACGGUCGUCCGGGUGCCCAGUAUCUACCACCUCUGCCGGUUAAGGAGGUGUCCGCUGCACCCAGCUUCCAGCAGGAGAUACAGCCACAUAUCCAGCAGCUUAUCCAGUCUCAGAUCCAGAUUAAGCCCAAGAUCCAGGCCAAAGUAGAAUCUAUCAAGGCCUCAAUCCCUUUGGCUAGCUUCACCAUCCAAUCUGGCGGACAACAGUAUUACCAGAGUGCACCAGCUCCAGCUCCAGUUUCCAUCCCAGCUCCGGCUCCAGUAUCCAUCCCAGCACCAGCUCCAGUUUCGAUCCCAGCCCCGGUUCCAGUGUCCAUUCCUGCACCUGCCCCUGCUCCAGUGGUGAUCCCAGCUCCAGCUCCCGCCCCUGCACCCGUGGAAAUCCCACAGCCAGCUCCCCAGGUGAUCUAUGAACCACCCAAGCCCAUUGUGGCCACCCAGACGGCGGUGAAGAACGCCUACCUACCACCCACUCCUGUCCAGCAAUUUGUGCCUGCUCCAGAGCCAGUUGUUGAGACCGUUGCACCAAAGCAGGAGACCAUCACCACCACUUACACCGCCCCAGCUCCGGCUCCAGCUCCCGCUCCCGUUCCCGCUCCCGCUCCAUUCCCAAUCGUAAUUCCAGUUCCUGCCAUCCAUGAACAGCACCAGGUUAUUCACCAGACAUACUCCGCCCCAGUGGCUCAGCAGACAUACUCCGCACCAGCUCCGGUUGUUCAGGAACAGACUUACACCGCUCCCGCUCCAGCUCCAGUAGUUCAGCAGACUUACUCUGCUCCAGCACCUGCUCCAGUGGUCCAGGAACAAGUCUACAGUGCUCCUGCUCCUGUGGCCCAACAGACUUACUCCGCACCAGCUCCUGCUCCAGCUCCAGUUGCCCAGGAACAGUUCUACAGUGCUCCUGCCCCAGUGGCCCAGCAAACUUACUCUGCACCAGCUCCAGCUCCCGCUCCAGUGGCUCAGCAAACCUACUCCGCUCCUGCUCCUGCUCCAGUGGCUCAAGAACAAUUCUACAGUGCUCCUGCCCCAGUGGCUAAGCAGAUCUACUCUGCUCCUGCUCCUGCUCCUGCACCAGUGGCUCAGCAAACCUACUCUGCUCCGGCUCCAGCUCCAGUCGUUCAGGAACAGACUCAGGUGGUUCAGUCUUACUCUGCCCCUGCUCCCGCUCCAGUUGCUCAGGAGUCCUACUCCUACCCAGCACCAGUUGUCCAGCAAGCUCCUGUUAUCCAGCAGGCUCCUGUUAUUCAGCAAGCUCCAGUGGUUCAGGAAGUCGUUCAGCAGGCUCCCGUAAUCCAACAGACUUACAGCGCACCUGCUCCUGUGGUCCAGCAAGCUCCCGUGGUGCAGGAGGUCAUCCAGCAAGCCCCGGUUAUUCAGCAGGCUCCUGUAGUGCAGCAGACCUACUCGGCUCCUGCACCUGUGGUACAGCAGACCUACUCGGCCCCCGCUCCCGUCGUGCAGCAGACUUACACCGCUCCGGCUCCCGUUUCGAUCCCUGAACCAAUCCAGCAGAUUGUGCAGCAGCCACAAUACAAUGGUUACUCCUACCAGGCUCCUCAACCAGCUCCAGCUCCCGUUCAGGUGUCCAUUCCUGCUCCAGCUCCAGUUCAGAUCUCCCUUCCUGCUCCAGCACCAGUCGUGAUCCCAGCACCAGCUCCAGCACCAGUAGUGAUCCCUGCUCCAGCUCCUGUUCCGAUUUCCAUCCCUGCUCCAGCUCCUGUCCAGCUGCAGCAAUCCUUUGUGCCAGCACCACCUGCUCCCAUCCAAGUCCAGCAGCCAUCCCAACCCAUUGUACAGUACACCCCACCAGCUGUGCAACAGCAGGUGACCUACACCCAGCCUGCUCCAGCUCCAGCUCCAGUUCCAGUUUCAAUUCCUGCACCCAUUCCCAUUGUCCAGAAAACUGAGAUCGUGUCCGCUCCCGCUCCAGUGCCCGUGGAGAUCGGAACCAGCUAUGCCGCCAACGGUGGUUACCUGUACAAGUAGAAUGCCAGUGAACGGACCCCAGCGGAGGUCCGAACUCGCAUCGAGUUGGGGAUCGAACGCUCAUCGCUGAUCGGUUCAUCUGAACUUAGUGUUACGUAGCCAAUUUCUAGCACCUUUUUUUUCGUUAUACAAUUUUUGUUAUGCUUUUGUUGAUCAAUAAACCGUUUUUGUUAUAAA
This is a messenger RNA of Drosophila eugracilis, 2303 nucleotides long. Its product is annotated as calphotin. The record is from RefSeq and is a predicted model, not a curated record. Gene Ontology annotation, molecular function: transcription coactivator activity. Gene Ontology annotation, biological process: positive regulation of transcription by RNA polymerase II. NCBI's taxonomy places the organism in Eukaryota, Metazoa, Arthropoda, Insecta, Diptera, Drosophilidae. The transcript is spliced from 2 exons. Gene Ontology annotation, cellular component: RNA polymerase II transcription regulator complex. The coding region runs from base 90 to 2126 and encodes 678 amino acids.